This is a messenger RNA of Prorocentrum cordatum, 1851 nucleotides long. The record is from the annotation of a GenBank genome assembly. Lineage: Eukaryota; Dinophyceae; Prorocentrales; Prorocentraceae.
AUGGACAGGCCCGCCAGGGUGGACUGGUACAGGCGGAACAAAAAGAUUCACGCUGCUGGCCAGAAGAAGUCCUUCGACGACGGUAUAUACGAGGAGGAGUCCUCGAAGGCCGCUUUCAUGAACGACGCGGACUUGCACGACUACUUGCCGCAGGACGAGUGGGUCAUUCGCGAGAAGCAGCUCCAAGACGGCUUGACUACCGCAGCUGCCAUCGCGCCGUUCGAGGAGAAAUGUGGGGGCCCUUCGACCGCCAAGAGGAAUAUUCGUAACCAUAUUUGCCUGGGUGUCUUCAAGGGCGCCCGCGUCGGGAGUGGCAAGUCGCAGGAAGAGAGGCAGGCGUGCAAGCGCCAGAAGAUGAUUGAGGACGCGGGCGGGGUCAGGGAAGCGGCUGCGCUUGGUGAGCAGCGCUCAUCUUCAAUGGGCCGCUGGCUGCAAGGCAUGAACAACCACGUCUCGUCCAACGUGCCCAUGCCCGCGGACUUGGCUGACGACAUCGACGUGGAGACCCCCGUCGGCAUGAGCGCUCCUUCAUCCAGCGGGCUCGAGGCCACCCGCAAAGACACGACCGUGGCCGGCCACGCCGCGGCGGCAGUCCGGGAGAUGGACGAGGCGGACUUGCACGCGGCAGAGGAGGCACUCAAGAUCAAGAAGCAAAGCGCUGCCUCUGUUGGGCGGCCCGUCGGUCGGCCCCAGAAGAGCAGAGCCCAAGUGCUCGCUGACGUAGCCGCGGUGCUGAGGGAGAAGACGGGGUGGCUGGGCGACGUCGCUUCGAAGUACGAUCGCGAUGCCAAGGAGAUUCUCGAAGAGGCCAAGGCUGCGUUCUCGAACUCCCUUCCCGAUGACCUGCAGAAGGUGAAGAAAGCCGCCGAGAAGGUCGUGGAGCUCCAGAAGAAGCUGACUGACACGAAGUGCGAGAUGCUCUGCGAGGACGGCGCAAGCUCCGAUGAUGCGCGCAAGAGGAUUGUCGAGCAGCUGCGCGUGGUCUCCACCAUCCACUCGAAGAACGUCCUGAACUCGAUCAACGCCUUCAAGAAGGCGCACGGGCUGGCCAAGAAGGAGGCGAGCAAGAAGACGGCGGACAAGAACGGGAGAGGCGUUGGGGUGAUCGACGAUCUGGCGAAGGGCUUGAUGGAGCUGACGCCGUGCUUGGUGAAUGGCCCCGCCCCGCUGAUGACGGCGUUCGAUAAGCUCGCGGGCGUCAAGGCCUACUCCAAGUGGGUCCAGAAAGAGAUGAAGAAAACAAGCUUACAUGUCAUCCACUCCGACUUCAAGCCUGGAGUUGCAAGGACAAUCGACGCGAUCCUCGUGAAGCACCUCCCGUCUUCGAAGUGCAAGCCCCCUUUCUCCGCAGACUAUUGCGGCGAUGCUGCGCUUGGCAGUCAGCAGUGGGUUUUCACCGAGCAGUUCGGUCAGAUCGGGGUCACGCCCUUCUGCGUCUCCGAUGUGCGCCUCCUCGAGUCUGGCUCGUACUUCUGCGCUGGCGUGAAGAUCGACAAGGUGCGCGGGGCCACGCUCGAGGACAAGCUGGAGGGGCUUGGGUCGACCAACGGCGUCGACGCCAUCAAGAAGCUGCUCGAGCAGAAACGCGGCUUCUGCGUUCAGCAUGACUCGCCAGGCCCCCUGCUCGUCAUCCCAGCCGGUUACAUCUUCGCGAUCUGGUGGGACCGCACUAUCGACAAUGAAGUGUGCCUGGGCAUCCGCUGGGGCCACAUGAAUCAGAAUAAGGAGGAGCUCGACAUGAUCAAGGGCCUCGUGAAGCAGACGAUCACAAUGCACCCUGACAUGGGGCCGAACUACAAGCCCUUCGCCCGGCAGAUCGAACAGUUCUUGCUGCCGGCUGCGCGGCCGUAG